CAUUAGAUAAAUGGAUGAAUAAAUAAUGUGGGAAAAAACUGCGUAUGAUUUAGAGGAAUUGGAGAUUAUUAAGAUUUAGGAUUAUAGAAGCGACUAGAGAAAAUCUAGAAAUUAGAAAUUACCUAUUUUGUUAUCUAUAUUGAAAGAGAUUAAUAAUUCAUCAAACUUAUUUGAUUUAGCGAUUCGUUAUGAUAAAUAUAAAUCUAAGCUAUAAACAUCAUCUUAAAAAGAAGAACAAUAUAACGAAAUAAUGUGCUCAAUUUCAUUUUCAUAAACUAAAUCCAACAUUAAUCCUUAUUAAGAUGCGCAAAGAAAACAAACUCAAAUAGUUACUGAUUAAAAAAAUGGCUAAUUUAAAAAUAUUAUUAAUCUAUUAGAAGCAACAGAACUAAAUAUAAAAUCAGAUUUGAAUAAUAUAUAAUAAGAAAAUAAACAUUUAAAAAAAAAAAUAAGUACAUAUUUUGAUAGUUUAUGGACAUCAACAUCAAAUAGAAAUCCUCAAGUUAAUGAACUUAAUUACGGAUUAAAAGAUAGAUAAGAACAUUACUAAGAAAUUCAACUAUCUACUUUGCCUAUCUUAGAAAAGGAGAGAAGCUAAUUAGUAUGUUACAAAGAAAAUCAAGAAAAAUAAAUUUAAAAUCAAACUAGGGAUCUAGAGAAUUUUAAUUCUACUCAAGAGAAGUACUAAGACUAAUCAAAUUAUAUUUCUGAACUUAAAAAAGGUUACGAACUACUAGAAGAUUAAGUUGCCAGUAUUAAGGAGAGAGUAGAAAAACUUAAGUAAGCCUAAGAAGUGAUGCACUUAGAAACAAAAAUUGAACAAUUUUGUAGUCAAAUAUUGGUUAGGCAAAAUGAAGGGAGAAAGCAGAUUUUAGAAAGCUUAAAUGAUUUUCUAGAGAAAGCCAAAUUUCAAUUAAUGAGGAAGUAUAAGGAAAAAACAGCAAAAUCAUUUUUAUGCGAAGACAUGAUUGAAUAUGAAGAAUAAUCUUUAAGAUAGGAAAUGCAAGAAUUCUGUUUGAAUAAGAACGAACAAGAGACUAAAACUAAGGCUUAACAAAUAAAGCAAAUAUUUUCAGAGAAAAUUGUAUAAUAAAAAAUAAAAUAAUAAAGGCUAAUUGAGGAAAAUAAGGAUUUAUGUAAAAAAAUUUAAAUACUCAGCACUAAUCAAUUUUAAGAAAGGUGCAAAGAUUUAUAAGAGUAAAAAGAAAAACUCUAUGAAGAAAAUAACUAUAAAGAAAGCUAAAUUCAAGAAAUUUUGUAGAUCAACCAAGCAGGGUAGCUAAUGGUUGAGGAUUUAGAAAAAAAAAAAUAAAUAAUAGAAUAAUAAAAAUAAUAUUAUCAAUUAUCUAAAUUUGCUAGAAUAAAAAGCAAACUAAUGUCUUGA
This is a messenger RNA of Paramecium tetraurelia, 1384 nucleotides long. RefSeq lists its product as uncharacterized. NCBI's taxonomy places the organism in Eukaryota, Ciliophora, Oligohymenophorea, Peniculida, Parameciidae. The record is from RefSeq and is a predicted model, not a curated record. The transcript has 2 exons.